AUGAACAAUCAAUUAAUAGAAAAAAUUAUAAAAAGUAAUGGACAGACAUGUCCUCAAUUUAUUUAUACAAAUGCAGCGCUAGAUGUAAAUGUAACACGAGAAAUAUCGAAAGGCUUAGUGAAGUUGAUUGAAAACACAAGAGAAAAUGAAAAUCCCGUAUCACGUAGGUCUAUAUUGGAAAAUAUUAGGAAUAUGUGUAAGAAUCAACCGUCAGGACACGCAGAUAUUGACGAAAACAUUACUGGUUUACUUAUAGACGUCUUCCAAAGCCGUAUUCCUAGUUCGGAUGAUGAUAUUGAUAAACAAUUAGAGGCAUUUCUUAUCAGAACAUCAAAAGAAGUCAGCCUUAAUGCAUAUCCCGAAACAACAAAUAAUCCGGAAGUUUUGAAAGCUUUGAUAAAUUUGAACCAUGGAAAAGACUUAUCGGGUGCUAUUUCUAAGAAUAUUAUAUACUGGAAUACCGAAGAUAUAAAAUUUCAAGGUAUUUUAAAAGAUGUCUGGGACAAAUUUAAGAAUGGAUAUGAAAUGGAUAUUCCUGAAGAUUUAUCAAUAAAAGCACGAUCUGAAAUCGAGAGAUUACUACUUGAAAAUACACUUGCUUUACUUGAAGAAACUAUAUCUACCACAGACGACUUCACACCAAAUAAUGAUAUAUUAUCAUUAAUUAAAUUCUGCAGUAACUCACCAAACUGUUUUCAAAUAUGUACAAUGUGA
Messenger RNA from Danaus chrysippus (African queen), 714 nucleotides. Lineage: Eukaryota; Metazoa; Arthropoda; Insecta; Lepidoptera; Nymphalidae. The record is from the annotation of a GenBank genome assembly.